This is a messenger RNA of Kwoniella shivajii, 396 nucleotides long. RefSeq lists its product as uncharacterized. The transcript is spliced from 2 exons. NCBI's taxonomy places the organism in Eukaryota, Fungi, Basidiomycota, Tremellomycetes, Tremellales, Cryptococcaceae. The record is from RefSeq and is a predicted model, not a curated record. Bases 1 to 396 code for a protein of 131 amino acids.
AUGACAAGCGCUUCAGAAACUAUCAGCAGUAUUUGUUUGUCUACAGCAGAGCAACUCGACAUCUUGAGAAUGAUCUUGCAUACUCACAUUCCUCAGGAUGAGGAAUCGACCAUUGAUGGCAAACAAAGCGCACAAUCAGAUUCUCAACCCAGUCAAGAUAUCACCUAUCGUUCUAACACAUCGCUUGAUGAUGAUACCACAGGAAGUCAACAGCGACAAAUCAGUGAGGAGUGGAUGGACGACUCAUCGGAUGAUACACGAAGGCAAGGAGGCGAUACCGCUCUACUCAAAUCUGCGAUCCGAAAUAAGCGAGCAAGAAGGGAAAAACAUUAUGAGGUCGACGGUACAGCACUUCGCUCUUCGGACAAGCCAGAUGCUCUGACCAGCGUUCGAUAG